ACAUUCCAGCAAUUGACAUGACAAUCACGAGAAAGACUCUUUAUUCUGUGGUUUAAUUUUAAUCAUUGCCACUUCGCAGAAACAAAUAAAACAUCUUGAACGUUUUUGAAGCUUUACGAAGUUACUUUCCAUUCCUUUUCGCAAAUAUUUUCUUUAGGCACUUGAGUUACAAAGUCGAGACAAGAUAUAGAAGAUAGUGGAUGACUUCAUGUAAUUGAGCGAAUGGAUAAUCGUGACAAUUAUAUUGAGAUAAAGAAAGAAAGAGACCAACUUUUACAUGAAUUAAAUGUGUUGAAGACAGAAAACGAAAAUCUUAAAACUACACAAUGUCGGUUAGAGAUUGAAGUAAAUAAUCAUAAAGAGAGCAUCGAACUUCAUAAAGAAAUGAGUUUGUCUCUAUGGAACUCUUAUGAAGAAGAAACACAAUCUCUUAAGUUUAAUUCUGCGGUUCUCUUCAACCAAGUUGAAGAAUUGCGUCUAAAGCUGCUUCAAAUUGAACAUCAUAACGCCGAAAUGGAAUCAAUAAUUCAAAAACAUGAGGAAGACAAAAUAGCUUUGAGCGAGAUUAUUCAGAUGCACGAGCAUAAUAUUAAAGAAAAUGAUCAAAAAUAUGAGAAGGAGAGUGAACAACUUAAAAUGCAAAUAGAAACUUUAUUUAAAGAAAAAGAAGAGCACGAGAAGGAAAAAAGACAGCUAGAAGAAAAGGGAAAACAACGUUGUGACGAGCUGCAAAGAGAGAUACGCCUACAUCGUCUAAUGCAAAGAAUAGCACAACAAGAUUUUGAUCAAGUCAAAAAGGAAAAUGAGCAACUCCAAGAGCAUAAUAGUCAGUUACAACUUGAUAACCAGAAACUACAGGAAGAUGGCAGUGAUCUGAAAAACGAAAAUUCUCAACUUCAAGACCAAAUAAGCCAGAUUAAAAAAGGAUUUGUUGAGAGUGGUGACGUGACCAUUACAGACAAAAAAUUAGGUAAUGGUGCGUAUGGUGCUGUUUACAUUGGCCAUUAUCGUGGAAAUGAAGUUGCUGUAAAACAGUUUCAUGAUAUUCUGUACAGUUCUUACAACAGAAAUCUAUUUGAACGUGAAAUAACAAUAGCUUCACAAUGUUUUCAUCGCAACGUACUGCAAUUUAUCUGCGCAACAAAAAAUGAAGACAACAAGCUAAUGAUUGUAACCGAGUUGAUGGACAAAUCUUUGCGACAACUACUGGAAGAAAAUGUUGAACAUUCACGCAUUGAGGUGAAAUUAAUUGCAUUGGAUGUGGCACAAGGAUUAAGCUACCUACAUUCUAAAAUUCCAAAACCAAUCAUUCAUCGAGAUCUCAGCAGUGCAAACGUCUUACUGGAAAUGCACAAUGACAGAGUUCAUGUUAGAAAAGCUAAAAUAGCUGAUUAUGGUUCAGCAAACUUCAAGUCAUUUAGCGUUACACAUAAUCCUGGCUGUAUAUCUUACAGUGCCCCUGAAGCAUCAUCCUCAAAGCAGAAUACUAAGCUGGAUGUUUACAGUUAUGGCGUUCUUGUAUGUGAGAUGUGUUUGUGCAAAGCACCUGAAACCACCCACAACGAACGUGUCAACUGCAUUCAAAAAAUACCCGAUGCCAAAAUAAGAGAGAUGGUGAUUAAUGCAGUGCAAGAAGAACCCGAAAAAAGAAGAAAUAUGUGCGAUGUUAUCAAAUUUUGGGAAAAUUUUCAAAAACAAUGACAGUGAUCAAAGCUUCCUCUAAAUUACAAAGGAAAUGAAUAGUAAUUGUUUUCAUUUAGCAUUAUAGGUGUAGGCAUAGCUGCUAAUGGGGAGGGAGGGCAUUCGUGCAGUUUUGACCAAUAAUAAAUCAUGACAAUGUUUUACCAAUAGUUUCUUGUUAUGGAGUGAACAAUUCCUUAUUAUGUAUACAUUAUUUCUCAUUUGUAAAUAUUAUCUUAUAUUUUUUAUUUACACUCCGUAUUCACUGGAAGUCGAAAGCAAGUAUAUUAAAAGCAAAGAACGCUUAA
Molecule: messenger RNA, 1988 nt
Organism: Xenia sp. Carnegie-2017
Lineage: Eukaryota; Metazoa; Cnidaria; Anthozoa; Malacalcyonacea; Xeniidae
Product: probable serine/threonine-protein kinase DDB_G0271682
Exons: 3
Coding region: 223-1701 (492 amino acids)
Biological process (GO): protein phosphorylation
Molecular function (GO): protein kinase activity; ATP binding
Source: RefSeq, a predicted model, not a curated record